This is a messenger RNA of Elgaria multicarinata webbii, 1419 nucleotides long. RefSeq names its product transmembrane protein 82 (gene TMEM82). The record is from RefSeq and is a predicted model, not a curated record. The coding region runs from base 112 to 1251 and encodes 379 amino acids. The transcript has 6 exons. NCBI's taxonomy places the organism in Eukaryota, Metazoa, Chordata, Lepidosauria, Squamata, Anguidae.
ACUCACCCGGGCGGCCCAAGGCUGCUCCUCUCUCCCGGCGGCCCUGAUCAGCUCCUUCCGGCUGCUGCCUCUCUGCAGACCUUUGAAACCACCGCUGGGGUCCUGGGCAAAAUGGUGUCCGGCCUCCACGCCUACCUGGUCUCAUGGCUGCCCACCUUUCCCAGCCUGGACUGGGGCUCCAGCCUCGUGGACUCCCUCUUGCAGGGGCUGGUGGGCGCCUGUGCCGUUGCCAUCCUGUGCAGCCUGAUGAAGAUCUACAUCUACAUCCAGUGCCUGAACGACCCAGAGCGGCAGAAGGAGAAGGAGAGAAUCCGGCACCAGUGGUCCCUGCUUGACCAGCUGCAUCUCCUCGUGCUGAGCGGCACCUUCAUGGUGGUGGGGCACCGCGUGGCUGCCCUGGUGGUACUGGAAUUCUCCCUCCGGGCCGUGUCCACCAUCCUCUCCCUCGACAAGGGGGUGCACAGCUGCCAGCUCUACCUGCUGUGCCAGUAUUCCCUGGGCUGCGGCGUCUCGUGCAGCCUCGGCUACCUCCAGGAAGGGGCGCCCCACCGCACGUGGAACCUGCUCCUCAGCGUGGGCCUGGCUGCCCUCCUGACCAGCUACGUGUGGCGCGUGGCCCGCCACGUCUUCACGAUGUACGAGCUGCACUGCAAGGAGCGCUACUGCGGCGCCUGCCUCUUCCUGCUCACCACCUGGCACGGCAUCCCCCGGCUGCUGGCCAACGCCCUCAAGGUCACUUUCAUGGUGGCAGACUUGGCCGCAGUGGCACUGAUCAACCGGGACUUCCUCACCACCUCCGAGGCCAUCCGGUUCUGGACCCCGCUCACCAUCUGCUACACGCUCCUGGUCAUCUACAUGCAGGUUGGCCAGCGCCAACAUUCUACAUUUCUUCUUAACCCUGACUUUUCUGUUCACUGGUUGAACGGCAGAAGAGCAGCGUCAGAACCCCACCGAUCAGAUGGCCUACCAGACGGUCUUUGUCAGGAUGGGCGGUCUGCUGAUCCUGCUGAUGACAGUGGGCCGGUGGAUGGACAUCGUGAACGUCCUCAUCUCGCUGGUGGGGGAGAUCUGGUGCCUGGCGCGGGCCGGAGUGCUGCUGGAUAUCUGCCGGAAGCAGGAUUAUUCCCAGAGAUUCUCCCGCUCAGCUUCUGCCUCCCGGCAGCCCCCACAUCAGCGCAAAGAACACCCUCCAAAAUCUCAGCCAGCAGCUACAGCAUCCUGAAGCAAGAGAGGCCCAGCGGAGGAAGCUGAUGGUGCGAUGUGGGUGGGGAAUGGACAGUCCACGGGCCAGAUUUGGCCUGCUGCUUGAUUUCUUCCGGCUCGCAGCGUUCGCCCACUCUGGGCUCUUCAAGCCCAAGUUUUUUACACUGGAAAUAUUUUUCGUGUUGGUCAGUUCACUAAACAGUCUUUUGUUUGCUA